GCAGUUUUUAUGAUAUUUCUAUUUAGGAAAGACCAUGUUAAUUUGAUAGUUAAAAGACCAAUAAACUUGAUGAGAAUAUAUAAAAUAGGUGUAUAAAAAUGUGGAUAUUCUACUUUCGGCAAUGGAAUGACAUUGGAAGGUAUCGUUAAAGUAUCAUUCCAACCCUCUCCCUCUCUUCAGUUAACUGUAUUCAUUUUACGAUAUCAGCGGUAUUUCUCACAUUUUUUUCUCUCUAUCUCUCUGUCUCUGUCUCUGUCUCUCGCUCAUCGAAUUUCUCGCUGAAAAAUAUAAAAAUUGAAUUAGUUUUAAAGACUUUUCGCUUUUGAUUGAAAUUGUUACCAUGACUGAUAUUAUAAGAUUCUACAACAGUUAACAUUAUCACAUGACUCUAAAAACUAGAAAAAGAUUAAUUUUCUUCUCAGUUCAAGCAAAAUAUAUACAGUAUAUGUAGAGCGGGUUGGCAGACAUUUUGUAUUGUCGGCGAGUAGCCAUUUUGAUAUCAACUUGCGUAAAGGUUGAAAAAACUUAAAAAUAAUUACUUUAAUUAAUUAUUUUAAUUAGUUUAUUAUUUUUUUUAUUAUGUUACGAAAAAAAUAUUUCGAUAAAUUUAUCAGGGUUCGUGGUUUUUCUUAUUGCGCACGCGCAUUUAUAUAUGCAUAUAUUAAACCCUGCGAAGAAAUGUCUCAUCUCUUUUCUGACCUACAUGUUAAUGUAUUAAAAGCCUUGUUCGAAAUAAAAAUUUCGAAAGGUUUAAAGUUGGAAAGAUGUUUGUCUAAGGAUGCAGUUUAUCUUGAUACUUUAAGAAUAAGAAAUGACUUUGAGCGGCAUUUUUAUGAAAAGACAAUUGAACGUUUCAAUAAAAUUCAACAGCUAAGGGAACAAACCUUCGGAAAAUGUGGAAAAAUAUUUUUACAAUGUUCUAUUGAAAGACACAGCACGAAAUGUCUAUUUCGCUUGUUCGGGUGUUGUACAAAUUUGGGUGAGAAUCAUAGAACAAGUUACCUCAUCGAGGUUGAGGUUAAAGAACAAAAACAAAUAACGUUCGAGUACUUGAUGAGCCUGCUCGAUAGGGAAAACAUCACUCUCAAUGUAGUAGGUAUCUCUACAUUUGGCGAUAGAGAUUUGGAUUUUGAUACUCGUCACUUUCCAAAGGUUGAUCUAAUUGUCCCUCUUAGUUGCUGUUUAAUGAGGGACAUUGAUAAAAACACAUUUGGAAAUUCUUUAGAAACACUCUACAUAUAUGCAAAGAGGGAAUUAAACAUACCCGAACCACAGCUCUCUCCAGGACAUCGAUACUACAUUCAGGAAUUGGGUAACUAUCUGAUACAAAUUCGGGAUAGUAUUGAUUCAGUCAUUACUGCACUAAUCAAAAAAUAUAUGGGUCUGAUUGAGAUCUUGAUAAACAUAUCACACGUCUAUACUGAAGCCUAUAGACAAAAUAAGUUGGGAUAUUUUGUGGAGAAUAUACCAAAUAUCCGUCAACAAUUGACAACGCAAAACGGGUAUUUUGAGGAGACACUGCAAUUUUUGUCUGAUGAAAACUGGGGGAUGUACGAAGAAUUAUGCAGAACAUAUCCAUGGUUGCCAUUUCGACCUCCGUACAUGAAUAGAGAUCGAGCAAUAAAUCUAAUGUCGUUCAACAGUCCGGAAGAGUUCAAAUUAACCGAACAGUAUUUUUUCUCAGAUCUCUCGGCCAACGAACAAUAA
Molecule: messenger RNA, 1707 nt
Organism: Dimorphilus gyrociliatus
Lineage: Eukaryota; Metazoa; Annelida; Polychaeta; Dinophilidae
Source: the annotation of a GenBank genome assembly